CCCCGCGCUGCGUCCCCGCCCCUCACGCUGCGGCGUAGGGCGGACGGGGCGGAAGCGAUCGGGCGGCGGCGGCGGCCAUGUCGGCGGCGGUGGGCGUGGGGCAGCAGUGGGUGCUGGUGGAGAUGGUGCAGGCCUUCUACGAGGCUCCUGCUUACCAUCUCAUUUUGGAAGGAAUUCUAAUUCUGUGGAUAAUCAGACUUAUUUUCUCCAAGACAUAUAAACUUCAAGAGCGAUCUGAUCUAACACCUAAGGAAAAAGAAGAGUUGAUUGAAGAAUGGCAGCCAGAACCGCUUGUUCCUCCUGUACCAAAAGACCAUCCAGCUCUCAACUACAACAUAGUUUCAGGUCCUCCCACCCAUAAAAUCACUGUUAAUGGCAAAGAAUGUGUAAACUUUGCGUCAUUCAAUUUUCUUGGACUUUUGGAUAAUGAAAAGGUUAAGAGCGCAGCCCAAGCAUCUCUGAAGAAAUACGGAGUUGGUACUUGUGGACCUAGAGGAUUCUAUGGUACUUUUGACGUGCACCUAGAAUUAGAAGACCGACUAGCAAAAUUCAUGAGGACAGAGGAAGCUAUUAUAUAUUCAUAUGGUUUUGCAACAAUUGCCAGUGCUAUUCCUGCAUAUUCAAAAAGAGGGGACAUUGUGUUUGUAGAUGAAGCUGCCUGCUUUGCUAUUCAGAAGGGAUUACAAGCAUCUCGUAGUAACAUCAAGUUAUUUAAGCAUAAUGAUAUGGCUGACCUUGAACGACUCUUGAAGGAGCAAGAGACUGAAGAUCAAAAGAAUCCUCGCAAGGCCCGUGUAACUCGAAGGUUUAUUGUGGUGGAAGGAUUGUAUAUGAAUACAGGUGACGUCUGCCCUCUUCCAGAAUUAAUAAAAUUGAAGUAUAAAUACAAAGUUAGAAUAUUUCUGGAAGAGAGCCUUUCCUUUGGAGUCCUUGGAGAACAUGGGAGAGGAAUUACUGAACACUUUGGAAUAAAUAUUGAUGAUAUAGAUCUUAUUAGUGCAAACAUGGAAAAUUCACUGGCUUCUAUUGGAGGAUUUUGCUGUGGAAGAUCUUUUAUUAUUGACCAUCAGAGAUUGUCUGGUCAAGGCUAUUGCUUUUCUGCAUCUCUACCUCCUUUGUUAGCUGCUGCUGCUAUUGAGGCUCUGAAUAUUAUGGAGGAUAAUCCAGACAUUUUUCAGACUCUCCGGGCUAAAUGUGAACAUAUGCACAAGGCUUUACAAGGGAUUUCUGGGUUAAAAGUAGUAGGAGAAUCAUUUUCUCCAGCAUUGCACUUACAGUUGGAAGACAGCAGUGGAUCUCGAGAAAAUGAUGUGAAGUUGCUGAAGAGAGUUGUGGAUUAUUGCAUGAAUAGUGGUAUUGCAUUAACUCAGGCCCGCUAUCUGGAGAAAGAAGAAAAAUGUCUUCCUUCACCCAGUAUUCGAGUAGUGAUAACUGUGGAACAAACAGAACAAGAACUGGACAAAGCUGCAUCACUUAUUAAAGAAGCUGCGCAGUCUGUACUGAAUUAACCUGUGGUUUUGAAUUCGUCUUUCCUCAGAUUAUAAGGAUAAAUGUUUUACACUGUAUUCCACUUUAGAUACUCAAUUUCAUCUGCUGAUGACAUUGAAGCCUGACUAACAAGAUUGUUCCAGAAUGCUAAAAAUGCAGUGAGGUGUAGAAUGCUGAAUUUCAGAAAUGGUGAAUGACACAAUGUACUUACAACUAAAAAUUACCAUUUAGUAGGAUUUCUUAAAAUGGAAUGUGACUGUUGGAUGCAGGCCUUUUUCAAAAUUUCAUCUUAAAAAGUCUUAAAUUUAUUCCUUCAAACCCUUAAAUGUUUUCAGACAGAGAGAUCAUUCAGUUUUUCCCCAAAACAUUUAAAAGGUAUAUUUUUCUCAGAGUAUUCUCAGAAAGUACGAGCUUCAAAUAAAUUUCAAAUAAAUUUACUUUUUUCAAAAUGGAAGUUCCUAAUACUGCUGAAAGUGAGAGAAUAACAUAUCAAGACAUAAUUUUGUACUAAGUCGAUUAUAUUGAAUUGUAGAGGGAACUUCAUUUUUUAUUUGUUUUUAUCUUUGUCUAACCAUUUCUGGAAGCAGUUUUUCAAAAUGCCUGACCAGGUAAAUUCAUAUUAAACACUGUUUGCUUACUGUAUUUCAUAUGUAAAUAUAUGCAUUGUUGAUACUGUCGGUGAGAUUUUUCUUGUUAUUAAGUUAAACACCUAAACUGAAACUUUGAAGUUGUGAAACUGACAACAAUUCAAUUACAGUAUGUUCAGUCAGGGGACCUUUGCACCAGUCUUGAAGAGGAGGCAUAAACAACAAGGAGUAUGAACCAAAGUUUUGAAAUGGCAACCGAAUUCUGGCUUAUUCAAACAACUUUGAAGCACAGAAAUGCUUUGUGCUAAGUUAUAUCUCUAAACAGCUGCUAUGUGUUAGAAAGGAACACUCUGACAGCUAGUAAGAGAAUAGAUGGUACAAGUACUGCUGAAAUACAAUCAAUAUGUGCACAUAAAAUCCCCAUGUAAUUCGAUAGUAAUAUUUGGGUAUUUAUGCUGCUGGGAUUUUCAGUGAGCACAAAUGGAUAGAAACAUAACAUGAAGCAGAGGAAACUGGUAAGGAAGGAUGACAGUAAGCUGUAUCUUUUUAUAAAAUAAAACUAUAGCUAUGUAUUUCAGCAUUUUUUUUAAGAAUGCCUGUUUAAAAAGCCAACUUUGUAUUCUGCCUGAUCUGUAUUUGGGUUGUUUUGUACUUAUGUGUCUUUUUGGUUGUUGCUACAAGGACUACAGUACUAUUUUAAAAGAAAGAUCAUUGUUUAAAUAAAACACUGUAUGUUUAAUUCAAAUUUUUAUGUAUCACAUAAUUAGCGUGAUUCAACUGUAUUUUGUUGAAUAUUCUCCAUCAAUUUAAAUUAUAGUCUAUGUUGUCUCUUUCAGUUGAUAGUGACUCCCAUCUUUGCAGUGGUUUUCUGAACUCUGUACAUUUACAACUGCUAAAGUUGUUUGGGCACUUUUGUCACUGGUGCUGCUGGCACUAGAAAUAUUCAAAUCAUUAUCUAUGUAAUGUAGAGGAAUGUUCAUUUCAACAUGAAAGAAUAUUAUUAUUACCUUGACAUUUAUGUUUUUCUCUCAACGGUGAGUAAAAGCCUGUGAGAAACCUACAACUUAAAAGAACAAAAAUGUGAGAAUGGAAGCUGGUUUGUGUUUUACAGGCUGGAUCUGAAGUGCCUUCUCAAGAACAAUCACCCUUCUCAGGGCCUUCAGAGAUUUUGAGAGAUGGAAAUUAAAACUUACCACUAUACUUUGA
Molecule: messenger RNA, 3281 nt
Organism: Oxyura jamaicensis (ruddy duck)
Lineage: Eukaryota; Metazoa; Chordata; Aves; Anseriformes; Anatidae
Gene: SPTLC1
Product: serine palmitoyltransferase long chain base subunit 1
Exons: 15
Coding region: 78-1508 (476 amino acids)
Biological process (GO): sphingosine biosynthetic process; ceramide biosynthetic process
Cellular component (GO): endoplasmic reticulum
Molecular function (GO): pyridoxal phosphate binding; serine C-palmitoyltransferase activity
Source: RefSeq, a predicted model, not a curated record